AUGCUGCCCCAGCAGUUGCGACCAAAAUGCCUUUCUCCGUCGGUGCUUUUCUUUGCCUUCGGGACGAGUGCGUUGGGCAAGCCCAAGAUUUCUCACACGGCUCCAGAGGUCACGAUUGCCGGAGUGGUUCGGAAGGUUAGAUUGCACAGCAUCGAGCUAUCAGCAAGCAACAUCUACGACAUCCCACCGCAAAUUGUUUUCUCCGAGGUGCUGCCUUUGGGCGCUGAUUUUGGCGACGGGCCACCCCCGGAGGAGCUAGUGCCCUUUGUUCUGGAGGGUGCCGAAGUCCCUGGGAAGUUGAGAUGGGUGAGCUCCAGCAUCGCAAGAUUUGAUCCGUCCGUGGAUUGGCCGACGGAUUUGCAGGCCCUCCGGGUAGUUUUUAACUUGCAAUUACGGAGCGUUAGUGGCAAGCGGUUGCGAACAGCUCCGAAAACGCUUCAUCUCUCGACAAGCCCUCUCGAUUAUUGGGUCCAGGAAGUGCGAUCCAAGCAGCUCAACGAGCUAACGGACGGGCGCUGGAGCUCCGACUUGGAGGCAGCUCGCUUUCAGCCAAAGGGCGCGUUUGAGUGCCCCAGCGACUCGCGCAUCCAAGUGGGCUUCAGUGGUCCCGUGGUCCUCGAAAGGUUCCUGAAAGAGCCAUCCAUGCUGCAGUUGUGGAAUGGCACCUCUGGAGUUGGGGUUCCUGUCAGUGAGAUUGCGCCCUGUGCCGGCGAGGCACCAAAGCCUUUAUUCCUGGAGCUCGGCGAGCCACCAGCAACCUUCGAGUUGCGCUGUUUGGAAUUCAGCCUCCCGGUGAGGCUCUCUACAGGUGGAGCCUACACGGUGAGAAUGAGGCCAGGUUCCAGGUACCAUCCCUAUAGUGGACCACUCCGUCAAGGCGACCAUGGCCUAAAGCUGACGGGCCCUCGACCUUUCCUAUUCAAUUUUUUACCGCAGCGUUGCAGAGACGUUUUUUUCCGACUGUACUUGAGACACGGUUUGAAGGCCGAUGCUCUGCAUAGACUUCACACCGCCAUCUCCAUCACCGCGGCAGAUGGAGAGGUGAUGCAGCAUCGCCUGGAGGUGGCGAAGAAGGCCACGCUCGAAAUGAAGGUUUUAGACCUGCAGCCAGGGCACGAGUACACAGUUCAUGUUCGACCUUCUGUCGAUGUGCUCGACGGCCUCGGUCAGCCAUUGCAAGGCUCGAAUGUAACGCUGAAGAUGGAUCAGCUUCCAGGCUUGUUCCUAACGCCAGAGUCGCGGAAUCCGGGCCUGUGGUCUUCGAGCGUCGCUGAUCGGUUUCUGCCUUCCGAUCUGCCGGAGUUCUUCCCCCUUCUUGCACGGCGUCAUCCACCGGAGCAGCUUGGCAAUGUCGAGCCAACCUCACCCAUGCAGGCAUUUGCAUGCCCGAUUUCCUCAACGGAAGAGCUGAGGGACUUUCUUACCUUCUACUUCUCGCCAGAGAAGGCAGCUUCGUCGAAGCAUGGCCCCUGUGCUGCCAAAGCUGCAGACCGUCCGGGUGUCCUUCUGGCCAGUGGCAAGGAUGUCCAGUUCAACCAGAUACCUGUGGAGUUCAUGCGCUCAAGGCUGCUCUUCCUCGAAUUGGUCUGCAUGGGGCAAGAUGCAGACAUGAGACACUGUGGGAUGCGCAAUCCUGGAAACACAGCGCGUUUCCUGAAUGCGGCGUCAUUCGAGGUCACGGUGGCCUUUGCGAGCCCGCGAGAGGCACCCUAUGCCAGCGAGGAGCCUCAUGCGAUGAUCCUGACAGCGGUGCACGACCUGAACGAUGCAAGCCCAAGACCGGGCUUGGAGGUGACGGUCUGGGAAAUACCAAGCACGCGCUGGAUGAAUGGUCAGAGUGUCCAGCCGCCUGUUAAAAGGAUCGCGACGGAGGUGACGGAUGCUCAUGGCCGCUCAGCCACUUCGCUGCCGCAGGAGAUGCAACGGCCACAUGAAUAUGGCGGCAAGAAGGCAGAGGGAUUGGAGCGCCUGGAGAUUCCGUGGCGGUGCUUGGUGUGGUUGCUGCAGUUGGCACGAUCUGUCCUGGAGGAAAGCCAGGCGCGGACGGUCGCAGAAGAGGACUUAGGCACCUGUGACACAUUGAGCGGAGCCCAUGCUGUGAGCCUGAGCGCAACCUUGGUGUCACUUGGCUAUGACGGCCGCAAUGUGUGGGAUCAGCUGAAGCAUCUCCGAGAGGAUCGGGACAAGCUCAAGGAGGCCGCCGAGAGUGCGCUGCAGGAUGGAGACGAGGGAGGCUUCGAGUUCCAGAACAUGCUCGCCUCCGAAAUCACCGAGAAGAUCGAGGAGCUCGAGGGGAAAUACGGCUCCCAGCCGCCCUUGCCGGGAGCCAGAAACGAGGGGCCCGUGCAGGUCGGUGCGAAGUUGCCGCUGCCCCCUCCGCCACCGGCGCCGGUGGCGUCGGUGGCUUUGGCCAAGCUGCCGGGCAUGCCCGGGGCCCUUCCAGGUGUCGGCAGCCUACCACCUGGCCUCGCGGCGACAAUCCCACCAGGAGUGGCUGCGAAUCUCCCUCCAGGCAUCGCUGCCAACAUUCCGCCUGGGGUCGCAAGUGCCCUGGGCAAGAUGCCGCCGGUACCGGGGGCGCCCCCCAUGCCAGGCUUGGCCCCCGGCUUUGCUGGCGUGCGGCCGCCACCCAUCCCGCUGCCACCGGGCAUGAUGCCGCCGUUGCUUGGGCAGCCGGUGAGUCUCACGCAGCAGCAGGCAAUGGAGUACGAAGAGACGAAGGCUCGAGACACGGCGCUGGAACCGGAGGUCAUCGAGCUUGUGCAUUACUUCAAGAUCUCGGAUCGACAUGCUCGAAUGCUCAACGAACAGCUCAAGCGGCGAAACAACACCUACGAGGAGGACAUCGCAUCCCUCUAUGAGAUCCUGAAGGGGGCCAAGAAUCCAGGAGAUCUGCUGAUGGUCUCCAUUCGGUGGAUGGAGAAGGGUGUGUUCCGCGGCACCCUGACGCCCAAUCCAGCAGUUGAGAAGGCGGCCAAGAAGUACAAGCUGGACGCGCCUUCUGCCUGCAAGUUGGCGGAGGUGCUCGAAUGCCGAGAAGACCCAGAUGCCGACCUCAGGAAGAUCUGUGAGCACCUGGCAGCCUCAAACAAGCCCUCGUCCUUGGUCAUGCAGAUGUUGCGAGAUAUCAAAGCCGGUAAGCCCGUGGAGGCGUGCACACGUGCCCCAGCUAUCGGAAGCUAUCUGCACAAGAAGGAGACGGCGACCAAGCAGAACUCGAAGGGCGGCCGGAGUAGGACGCCAACCCGACGCAGCCCCAGCCGGGAGCGGAGACACCGCAGCCGAGAGCGGCCGCGUGGCCGGAGUCGCAGCCGAGGCGGCCGUGGUGGAGAGCGUGGUGGGGACCGUGGCACCCACCGCGGUGACCGAGGGGAUCGCGGGGGUCCGGAAGAGAAUGGCCGUGGCCGGCAGCGAAGCCGGAGCCGUACGGACCGUCGUGGUGGCCGACGCUACUUGGCAGAAGCGGUUCUGGGGAAUUUCGCGGCGUUACGGGUGAGGAUCGAGCUGUCGAGGAGCAUCCAGGUGAGGCAGCGUGACCUUCCGGGCCUGAGCAGCUUGCAAUGUCCGGCUGCAGCCACUGCACCGCAGAAGCGACAGUUGGCCCGAUAUGCUGCAGUGGCCAUUGAGGAUCUGCCUGCUGCGUCAACGCCUGCGCAGGUCAACAGGUACUGCCUGCAAUAUCCUGCAACUCAGACAUGGAUGCAGGAGAAAAGCGGCACUGCUGGCUGCCGAGAUCAUCUGGGCGCCGAGUUCCAAGAUCUAGGUUUGCACCGUGCACCUUUGGCUCCGCACCCAGCUUUCUGGCCAGUCUCUCCUUUCGGCAUGUUCAGUGCCAACAUUUCGGUGCCCGCGAAUGCAUCCUUUGGCCCAGUGCCAUCGGUGAGUUUGUUCUGGGCACGUGCUGCGACCCCUCAGGUGCUAAACAGCUGCGAGGAAUGGCGGCGACAUCGUAUCCACUAUCGAGAUCCGGUACUCCGAUCCACCCCGUUCGAUGUCCUCGUCGCUGACCCUCGCCCGCCAACUGCCUUCAUCAAGUUCAAGCACUUUCCUGCCUUCUUGCAGCCGGGGCAGCCCUUGCGAGUUGCGCUUUUGCUCGAAACCUACACAGGCAUUCCUCUGCAGAAUCAUGAUGUCAAGAUCGAGAUUUCAAAGACAGUGGAGAACACGUUGCAGCCGCUGCCGGCUCCGGAGAUGUCACAAGCCGAGGAUCGGGGAGAAGAAGAGAGCACGGAGUUUGCCAGAUCGACCAACGCAUCUGGCCUGUGGUCUCAGGAUGUGAUGUUUGGCCCACAGCGUGAAGUAUCUUGGAUCCCGAAGUUGGGAGACGAGCUGACUGUGAAGGCCUCCACACGCGGACCAACAGGUGAGCUUCUGGUACAGUCGCAGAAGCUACCGGUCCGCCUGAGUCCAUACGAGGUGGACAUCAGGACAUCGGCAGGCGUUGGUGGCGCCCAGGGGCCCCUUCCAGGACAAGACUUCACGGCCUGGGUGGAGUUGAAGGCCGCCUUUCCUGACGAGGGCUGGAGCAUCGCAACAGGCCCAGAUGCUGCGAAAGUCUUCCUGGUGCCGGUUUCCGCAGAGGACGGGGAGACGGCGCCGAACGGUGGCAGUUGCAUGGCCUGGGUGCACGCCCAAGAGCAGAAGCAAGCCUUGGCACCCGAGAGGUUUGUGGAUGAAAGGGUUUGUCAGCACCAGAUCUCCUUGAAGUCCCCGGUGGCUUGCCAGUUCAGGAUGCCGGCAGCUGAGAAGUACGUCCUCGUCGCCAAGAUUGAUGUGCGUGGCGAAGCCGGCCUGGAGCUCAUCUACGGCUGCACUUUCAUCGGGCAGACAAGCAGGGAUUGGAGGCGCCGGCCAGUGGGCUCGCCCAACGUGUUCGAUCGCUUCGAGGUGAAGCCAGAGAAGUCUUCGUACGAAAUCGGUGAGACCAUACAUUUGGAGGUGUGGAAUCCCUUGUUCGUGAAGUCACGACUUCUCAUCUUCUGGGGCGAACAGCCCGCUGUUGUCGAUGUCGAGAAUGUGACUCGCUAUCGCAAGGUGUCACUUGGCACGGUUUUGGAUCAGGAUUGCCCCAUGCGUCUGUGCCAGGCUUACGUCUUCGUUUGCAGCACGGAAGAUCCGAGCACAGUCUUGGAGCACGUUCCUCGCUCUAUUCACUAUCCCAAGGCUGCGCCAAUAUGGGCACUUCAGGAGGUGAAGUUCAACAUAUCCCGACCCCGCAACUCCCUGAAGGUUCAGGUGACCCCACAAGCUGCCAGCACAGCUCCCGGCAGCGACAUUGAGAUCGAGGUUCAAGUCGACCAGCGAGGGCAGGCAGAGGUGGCGGUGAUGGUGGUCGACAAGGCUUGGCUGGACCUGCGCCCGUCGAAGCUGCAGGAUCCCUUGAAGGCCUUUGAACCCAACGAAAUCGAAGCGCGGGGGCCAACGUGGCAUGUCGUGACUUCCUUGGAUGGCAUCUCUUCCGGAGAUGCGCUUCAGAAGGCCACCAAGAUAAUCCGACAGCGACUCGAGGAGAACCCAUGGGUGGGCUUCCUGAGCUGGCCGUUCUCCUUGCGCCGCACGGAUCAGUCAGAGCUCGAUGUUGAUGACUACCUGGAACGGUGGGGACAGGAGUUGACCGAGUUCCCCCAUCCCCCCAUGGUUGAAGAGUUCGCUUAUAGGAACGCCGGUGGGCCUUUGAUGAUGGCAAAAGGCAUGGUGGCGCCGAUGGCUCUAAUGGAGAGCGCCCCGGUUCCCGCUGGGGCAAAGGCUUUGGAGGGCGACGAUGCAUACGACGCAGAAGCGGCGACAUCGGAAGCUUCAGGGGCCACUGCCGAGGGCGCUGGAAAGCAGGUGGUGCUCCGCAAGCGAUUCGCCAAGUUGGUCGCCCUGAAUCGGGCGUUGCUUGAACCUGGUGUGAAUUCCUGGAGGACAAGAGUUCGGCUGCCACAGGACUUGUCCACGUACGUGAUUCGAGUUGUCGCCGUGUCACAUGAGGAAGGUGGAUUUUGGUCCUGGGGCUCGGCCGAGUCCUCCGUGCAGACCUCCCAGCUCGUGUAUGGAAAACCUCUGCUGCCAAGGAUCCUGCGCUUCAUGGAUGUUUGCCGCAUGGGUGUGUCGGUCCAGGCUGUCAAAGGCGACUCAUCUCGUCCUUUUCUGGUGGAAGCCGUCAAGGUGCAGAACCUUCGACUCCUAGACGAGGCAUCCCAGAUGAUCACGAUGACCUCGACAUCUGCCGAGGUCCGCUUCACCUUUGCAUCCGACAUCUCCGUCGGUCCUGCAUAUGUUGUCUUCAACAUCAAGGAUGCCGAGACAAAGACCGUCCUAGACUCCGUUGCAGCAAACAUCGAUGUGGAGGUGCAGCAGCAGGGCUUUCGCAUGGCGUCAACCACGACCAUCCGGGCCAAUCCCUCGCAGGGCUCGGUGCGCAAGGAAUCCAUCGCUCCUUUAAGCGCUGUUCCAGGAUCGGGUGACAUGUCAUUUUCGGCAUCUGUUGGCUUUCAGGCUCCAAUUCUUGCAGCAAUACUGGAGUUGGCGCCGCGAUCCUACGAGCAGUGGCAGCCACUGGGAGAAGACAUCCUGGCUUUGCUGCUUGGUGGCCUCAUCAUUCGUGUCGGCUAUGGCCUCGAGGCUGCACAUGAAGGUCUUGCUCGUGCCAUAUCGGCUGCCGAAGAGAGGCUGCCAAGACAAGUCGUCCCAGGGCUUGGCCUGGUGAAUGCGCCACCAGAGCAGCGCUCUUGGCGAGCAGGUGAGCGGCCUGAUCUGCUCCUGAACAGCCUGGCGCUGCUAACACUGCGGGCAGCCCAGGCUCUUGGUCUCGUCCCGGCCAGCUGGGCGCCUUUGGACGGAGGAGUUCUUCUUGAAGCUGCAUUGAAGGCUGUGGAGAAGCAAAGGAAGGAUUGGGCGAGGUGUUGCCAGAGCGACAUGACGCUGGUCAGCUACAUCGGUCAAUGGCAUUUGGCCAUGUUCUUCUUGGCACACCCUCCUGCGCAAUCCAGGCAGGAUCUUCAACCUCUGUGGGAGGAGCUGCUCCGCGCAGCCAUCGAGGGUCCCAAAG
Molecule: messenger RNA, 7033 nt
Organism: Symbiodinium necroappetens
Lineage: Eukaryota; Dinophyceae; Suessiales; Symbiodiniaceae
Source: the annotation of a GenBank genome assembly